ACCGUAGGCGGCGUUCAUGAUUAUUCCCAUGUAAGCAAUCCAGGUAUAAAGAGGCAGUAAAUCCUCUCUAUUUUAUUCUAUUUGAUUCAUUCAUUCAUCAAAUUCAUAUACUUCUCAAUCGCAAAUAUGGCCGAACAGAAAGAUAGAUGGUCUGCCAACGCUUAUCAGCACUCGGCUUCUUUUGUCCCCAAGCUUGCCACAAAAGUUGUUCAAUGGCUUGAUUUACAGAAAGAUGAUGCCCUUCUCGAUAUCGGAUGUGGAGAUGGCAUCCUGAAUGCCGAGUUCGCAAAGAUCUUGGCUCAAGGAAGCGGUUCAAUGCAUGGCGUUGAUAGCUCAGCUUCCAUGAUUCAAGCUGCCAGAGAACUGUGCAAAGAUUCUCAGAACUCUACCUUUGACGUCUUGGACGCUACACAGCUCGUCUCCAGGCCAGAAUUACAAAGAGGAGCUUUCACCAAGGUUUUCUCCAAUGCAGCCAUGCACUGGAUUCUCCGCCCAGAAGAUACUCGUGCUCAGUUCUUCAAGGGUGUCUACGCUUCACUGGCCCCAGGUGGUACAUUCGUCUUCGAGAUGGGCGGUUUCGGCAACGUUUCUGAAAUGCGAACUGCUGCUCUUAGUGCUGUAGGCCGCCGCAUCGGUAUGAAAGCCGCUCUUGCAGCUGAUCCAUGGUUCUUCCCUGACGAAGCUUGGGUUACGAAGGCGAUGCAAGACGCAGGCUUCGUUGUUGAACGGGCAGAGCGCGAGUGGCGGCCAACACCAACUGACAAAGGGGGUGUUGAGGGCUGGAUUCGACUCAUGGCAAGUCAGUUCUUAGAUGCCAUUUCAGAUGAAAAAGAGAGGGAGGAAGCUGUCCAGGAAUGCGUGGGGGUGCUGAGGGAGGUCUGUCGUAAUCCUUCUGGUGGGGAGACGAUACAUUAUGUGAGGCUCAGAGGCAUGGCCAGGAAGCCUGAAUAGGCACGACUGAUAGUAACUGUAGCAUGGGGGAAUGUCAAAUAGAAAGGCAUCUGCAUCAUGAUAGAAACAUUUUUAGUGGCAUUAACACUACACCGAUA
This is a messenger RNA of Fusarium verticillioides 7600, 1049 nucleotides long. RefSeq lists its product as hypothetical. The transcript has 4 exons. The record is from RefSeq and is a predicted model, not a curated record. The coding region runs from base 127 to 951 and encodes 274 amino acids. NCBI's taxonomy places the organism in Eukaryota, Fungi, Ascomycota, Sordariomycetes, Hypocreales, Nectriaceae.